GUGGCUGAAGAAGACCCAAAACCUUCUUUUCCUCCACAGCACCAGGAUUCGAUCCAGCCGUACGAUGCCGGGCCCUUUGUGCCACGCGCUCCCCGAGAUGACGAAACGUUUGACGCUUCGGAGCAAGGUCUGGGAUUCUUUGAUGUCUUUUCUCUCAUCGUCAAUAAGAUGAUAGGAACUGGCAUCUGCACAUCCCCAACUGCAGUCUUCCUUCUGACAGGAAACAAGAGUCUUACGCUAGGAUUGUUCGCUGUUGGCUUCUUAUACUGUUUGAUGAGCACUGCCAUCUAUCUUCAAUUUGCAGAGGUCCUCCCGUACAAUGGCGGAGAACUGAUCUACCUUGAUGAAGUCACAUCUCAUGUCAAACCGGAACUUACCAAUACCUCGGACUUCUCGUCAACGCAUGAGCAGAAUGGAGAGGCCCACGACAGCGGCUCAACACCAACCAACGGCUCCACUGAACCCUCUAUGGGAAGAAACAAUGCACUUUCCAACCCUCUGCAAAACCUCGUUCAGCUGCGUAGGAAGUUGAUGGGCGAUGGGCUGCUGGCCUACAUCAUCUACUCCUUGAUGUUCAUUGUUUUCUUCAACUCUGCAACCAACAGCUUGCAGUUCGGUCGAAUGAUCCUUAUGUGCAUCAAUGCUCACAAAGCUGACGAUAGUACCAAAAAGAGCCGAGCCGAUUCUGACGUCAAUCAAGACCUUAUGCGUUUCAUCGGAGUCACGAUUCUAUCCAUCAUCUGUCUCGCACAGUUCUUCAGCCCUAGCUGGGGUCGCAAGUUGAACAAGUUCCUUGCUGUGGUUAAGAUAUGCUUCCUUAUCGGCGUGAUAAUUGUAGCCUUGACUGCACUGUCAAACAACAUUGAAAACAUUGAAGGAAAUGCUGUUCCCCGGGCUCAAGAUUGGCUCACGUGGCAUGGGUCUCCUUCCAAGGUCCAAUUUGCUAAGGCAUUACUUGCUGUUCUGUUCAGCUUCGAGGGCUGGGAGAAUGCCACUUUUCUCCAUUCGAUUCACUACGACGAUUUUCCUGAAGGUCAUAACCGCAACUACCCCCCUAUCCUCUCGGGUAAUAAUCCCACCUCGAGGCGGACCUGGCCAGUUGUCAUCGCCAUUUCAGCUUUCGGUAGUCUAAAUGCCAUCAUUUACACUUUUUCAAGAGUCAAGCAAGUCAUUGGCCAGGCUGAAGUUUUACCAUGGUCUCGAUAUCUGAAACAAGAUGACUGCAUAAAACGGACCGAAAGAACAAGGGAAGAUGACUUUCAUUACAGGUCUCCUCAGGGUGGCUUGAUAGCUCAUUGGCUAUUCACUGUCCUCAUGAUUGCUAUCUCAGCUUCAAUCAAAAGUACUCUCGAAUCUGUUGGGCUUCCGGGCUAUAUACAGACUUAUACCCAUUGCUUCAUCCUUAUGGUCCUGGGACUUGGAAGUCUCAAUCUCAGAUCUCGGCAGAGAGCUCUUAGUGUUUCCGGAGUACCUGCAGAAUCCUCCACUGGGAUGGGCAGCUUCUUCGGUGUUGUAGUCCUUGUGAGUAUCCCAAUAUAUAUAAUGCUGAAUGUCACCAUCCUGGUUGUCGUCGCGAUUCCUCCAUACAGAAGCUCUAAUCUCAGUGGAGACGCGUUCCCAGGAUGGGGGUUCCCUUUUAUUGUCGCAAGCGUAUUAGUAGUUGGCACUAUUUAUUACUUGUUGUUCUUUGGAGCUGCUUGUCGCUCCUACGAGCCUCUAGCAACGAAUAACGACAGCGAGGAAGAAGGUUCAGGGUCUCGUGUUUUUAGCGGCAUACUGUCACCCAAAAGCCGAUGGAAUCUUAUGCAGUACGGCGGUGUCAAAUGCCUGAUCAUGAAGGACUAUUCUUACAAGGACUUUGAGAGAGUCUAUCGAUUCGGUCGACGGUGGGAAAUCGUAUAUGCUAUCAAAGGGGUUGAUCGCGAGGUUACUGACACUUAUGUCUACAAAAGAAUCCUGGCGAGGCUCCACCACGAGAUGGCACAACUUUUACAAUGCUCCUUUACUGGGUAUUUGGCGGUACUCGACUAA
Messenger RNA from Fusarium oxysporum Fo47, 2031 nucleotides. Its product is annotated as APC family permease. Gene Ontology annotation, biological process: amino acid transmembrane transport. The transcript has 8 exons. Lineage: Eukaryota; Fungi; Ascomycota; Sordariomycetes; Hypocreales; Nectriaceae. The record is from RefSeq and is a predicted model, not a curated record. Gene Ontology annotation, molecular function: L-amino acid transmembrane transporter activity. The annotation marks the transcript as partial. Gene Ontology annotation, cellular component: membrane.